AUGGAGAUCGUGCGGAUGGAAAUGGUGCGGCUAGGGUUCAAGUAUGCUGUGCCAGUGUCUGCCGGGGUCGUGCUCGCGCUCGUGGGCUAUCUGAUUAGCGUAAUGGCGGCGUUAGGCCAGAUCUUUCCUCGCGUAGCUCGGACCCCGUCUAAAACUCGCGACAUUCUGCUAGUUGAAGAGAUGCGGCUGGUCCGACAGAGUCAGCGACGCCAUUCAACGAUCUCAAGGCAGCAGGAGGUGUAUAUUCGACGUUCCUUGUCGAUAUCUGCCGGUACCGCUCCACAUACCGCUCCAUCACUAGCUGCGGCGAGCAACCGUGUGCGAUUCACCGAUUCACCGAUAAUACGUUCGUUCGGCGAGGCGAUCGCUGCGAUUAAGGUGGAAGCGUCUGCAACUCGUCCAUUAUGCCAUGCUCGCUCUUUUGAGUACUCCUCUUUGGCCGAAAAUGCCGCAGAAGUACACGACAAUUGGCUUGCAGAGGGCGACAAGCGGGCAAGAGUUUUCCAUAAGUCUCAUACACAUUCUCCAGAGGAUACGAUUGUGCGUGGCAGGCGGCCGUCAUUUGUUCACGUGCGCUCUGUGCUGGAGGAGACCACUACCAACGAGCGACACUACGCCGUUGCAUCAGGGAAACCCAAGAUAGUCAAAAUGGCGAGUGUACCGAGCAGUAGUCUAAAGCAUAUGAGGGAGCUGUUGAUCCGUCCUCGCAACAUGUCAUUGAAGAGACAUAGUCCCCCGGUGCCGAGGACAGAUCCAUACAAGGCACCGUACAACUUUCCUUCCCCGGCAUCUCCCGCUGCAGCCAAUUAUAUUUGCGAAGUGAAAACUAGCAGGGGCCACGCUGCGACUUCCGUUCAUAAGAUCGCAAUGCUGAAAGACGAGGCGCGGGAAGAGACCAGCGUACAUGUCAUCGACUCGACUCGAUUAUGCAAUCUAGAGCAACCGCGGGUCUCACAGGAACAGCGGAUAGGCACUAAACCUCGCUCGUCACGGAGGCAAACAAAUGAGCACAGCCGUGAUCACUCCUUGGGAAAAACGAUGCGGAGGUGGUCGCUGCACUUUCCGCUCGCUCAUGCUCAUACUCCACGCUCUCCACCACUCGACUCGACCCCGAUGAAAAAGCCAAAGAUGACGUGGGUCUAUUUAUAUGGGAUCUGA
Molecule: messenger RNA, 1158 nt
Organism: Laetiporus sulphureus 93-53
Lineage: Eukaryota; Fungi; Basidiomycota; Agaricomycetes; Polyporales; Laetiporaceae
Exons: 3
Coding region: 1-1158 (385 amino acids)
Source: RefSeq, a predicted model, not a curated record